This is a messenger RNA of Ornithodoros turicata, 4434 nucleotides long. Its product is annotated as plexin domain-containing protein 2-like. The transcript has 14 exons. The record is from RefSeq and is a predicted model, not a curated record. Bases 15 to 1727 code for a protein of 570 amino acids. NCBI's taxonomy places the organism in Eukaryota, Metazoa, Arthropoda, Arachnida, Ixodida, Argasidae.
UCAUCAAGUGAAAUAUGGCGUCGGUGUUGCGUAUUUUGUGUUGUGCGGUAGUUGUUUUCAUUGUUAGUUUCUUAUCAUGUGAAGUCAACUGCAGAAGUGAUGACUUUGUGUCUUACGAAAUCGACAAUGCCAACGUGGAACCAGUGCAGAGCCGCAGCAUUCACUUGAGCCGGUCAAGGCGUGGUUCAAAUCCAGAUGACACCAAGAAGUAUAUUCCCAAGAUCGGUGACAAGGUGCCGACGAAGCCUCCGCCCAUCAAAGUUGGCACGCCGUCGACACCGAAAGCCAACGCCUCGACACCGGUGCCCCCCAUCUUCUUUAACGCGUCGGAUACGUCCACUGUGCAUGGAAGCAGCGUACCCGUGGACACCGUCACGAGGUCCGACGGUAUCUGGACCGACGAAGAGGAUUUGGAGAAGUUGGUGGAGAGUGGGAACGUCACACUUCCCUCUGGAUAUGAGAACACGACGGAUCAUCAUGAGUACUACAAUACGACCUUCUACUCCAAUCCCGAAGUAGUAAAGCAGCUUUGGACGGACCUGGACUCGCUACCGAGCGAGCAUGUUAUAACGCACGACAUGCUCUCUAAGUCACAUCGACGGGCUGCGACAGUGAACCUCACGUUUGACUUUCCGUUUUAUGGACACCCCAUAAGAAAUGUCACGAUUGCCACAGGAGGCUUUUUGUUCACAGGUUACAUGCUGCAUGUGUGGUUGGCUGCAACACAAUUCAUAGCGCCUCUGAUGGCUAAUUUUGAAACAAUCUCAAGCAACAAUUCAGCUAUUAAAUAUGUGGAUAAUGGAACUGCACUUGUUGUGGAAUGGCAAGAAGUUGUUCUUCAGGAUAGUCCUGCUGGUGGUAACUACACCUUCCAGGCUGUCCUUCACAAGAGCGGUGACAUUGUGUUUGUCUACAAAGAUCUCCCGAUGGCAGUCACUGACAUUCCUGACAAGAGCCAUCCAGUGAAAGUUGGCAUCUCCGAUGCCUACAUGUUUGAUCGAAUGGUAUUCUUCCUGAAGCGGAAGACAAUCUAUGAGUACCACCGUGUAAACCAUAAGAGCAGCAACAUUAAAAGCAACACAGCAAUCUACUUCACUGCUCUGCCAACUUGCCCAUCCCUGAAGACCUGUGAAGACUGCAGAACAGCACAGCUGCGCUGGGAAUGUCUUUGGUGCGACACACUACAGCGGUGCUCUAGUGGAGUCGAUCGACACCGUCAGAGCUGGUUGGAAAACCAGUGUGACCUUGAGGACAAGAAGAGUGCAGCGCAGUGCUCUGCAGAAACUACGCCAGCAACGUCAAAUGCCACCUCCCCCGCGAGUGAGACAACUGCAAAGGCACCCAUAGUUACUUCAACAGUAGCGCCACCAGUGCCUACCAGUUCGCAGUCCGAAAGCGGCCACCAAACGCCGGCGGCAACCACCAGGGGUGACCAAGCGGCGACCACAGCGGCCACGUUGCCAGUCACUGAUGCUGCCAGUGCAAGGAGCCAGAACGCAAGAGCAACAGCAGAGGAUGGAGCAGUCCACCACAGUUCCAUCAGUUCUGGAGGUGUGGUUGCUAUCAUCAUGAUUCUGCUUCUAAUUGUGGCUGUCGGCCUUUGGGUGAUGUACGCCUACCGAAAUCCACAAACGCCUGCGGGACAAUUUCUUAUCAAGUACCGUCCAAGCCAGUGGCGUCUGCACGGUGAAGCGCGGUACACAGCAGCCACUUCUGUUCAUAUUUAAGCGAAGAGAAUAACGUCGUCAAAACGGGGUCGCAGGCCGAGGUAGCAGCAUGGCAUUGCAUUGCCAGCUGCACUGUGAGGACAUGUUGUUAGGGCUACCCCCAGUCAGUUCACAUGUGUUGAUGGUUGAUGGAAGAAUGUGAACUAUGGGACGUGAAUGGUGUGGAUAGAUUUGUGCCUUAUUUUGGCAAACAUUUUUUUAUUAUUAUUAUUAUUAUUAUUUUGUGAAAGAAAAUGUACAGCUUCAAGUCGAAGUAUCAGGGACUCAUGGGAGUCGGUUUUGAUGUUUGCCAUGAAAAUGUUUUACACGUGCGUGUUAUUUACCUGCAGCUCGUUUAUGUAAUAAUAUUCUACACGCUACGCCAGUGACUAGGUAAGAUCUCAGACUCAAAAUAAGGGAGGGUUUUGAAUACGUAGGUUGGGGGGGUUCAUGAACAUGCACUUUGCUGAGCAGUGUUGCCAGCGGAAAUGGUGGACUGUGCCGGUGCUACAGGAAGAUGCCAAAUGAUUUUUUUUUUAUAUUUUAAUUGAGGCAACGAAAAGGUGGCCGUAUUAGACAAGUCACACCAAACAAAUUUAAAAAAUAAAUGUCAUUGGUGUUUGUGAAUAAUGCCAAAAAUUUUAAUGCAUGUUCAUGAUAUUUUAACAAUUUUGUCUUUACUUUAGUAUGGUGUUGGAAGAAAUAAAAACGUUGUGCACAAUGCACAUUUACUUGUUAAUAAUAGCAUUUAGUUCAGUUGCAUCAUUGCUCGUCAUUUUAAUUUUUUUCGGCCUUUGUAACCGAAAAUGCCGGGCCAUCACUCCGGCCUUUGAAUUUUUAUUAUUUUCGUACAAACAGUCUAGCAAACAAGAAGAAAAAUCAAAUGUUAAUUACAUGUUAUUGAGGAAAGAGAAUGAAGGGGUUGAGAGCACGCGCGCCCUGCAAUUCUGUAAUUCUGUUUGUUGUCGCAGUAUAACAUUUGGACUUUGGGUCGCGGGGUUGUGUUCUUCCUUUCCGCAACACAUGUAUAGCAUGCGUGGUAACGCCUGUCCAUGCGGGUGCUAAAGAAUGGUAAAAACAAUCAAUCUGCUAUUGGUUCAAGAAAAAAAAAACAAGAAUGGAUAAUUAGUGGAAUAUAAAAUGAUUUGACUCAGAAAUUUAAGCCACUGCAUUCGUGAUGAGCAAGCUAGCUGCCAGUGAAAAUACCAGGUUGGCAACACUGCUUAUCAGCAUUUACAGCGUUUGUCCUCGGAAAUACUUUUUUUUAUUUUUAUCUGUUCAUAUCGCUUUGCGUGCAUUCAGGGCUAUUAGUUUUGUCAAAGAAGCUUUACAGUCAUAUGGUUGAAGAUCAAAUAUCUUUUUUAAAUCUCAGUGGACCAUUUUUUAUGCUGUGCUUCGUAAGCCUCAGCUCAUACUGUGGAAGUCAGACAGAUGAGCAUUUUCCCCAUUUCAUAGUGGUGGUACAUUCCAUGAGCAUUGUUCCAAAUAAGCGUUGUCCAAACAAAGUAUACUUGGGUAACCAAGACAACGAGAGAUGUCAUUUCAUGCAGAGCACACUUGCAGAUGCCUAUGUGUUUUGAGCGUGUAGCAAGUUUUUUAAUUUCUUUUAAUUUUUUUUUUUAGCAUUUUCGUCGGGUAAGGGGGGGGGGGGCAAGCUAUACUUAACCCGAAGCAAGCGAAAUAUUAACUCUUUUUAGUUCUUAUACUCACUGCCUGCUCGUAGCGACGUAGUUUGUUUUUGUUUUUUGUUUUUUCGUCCUUGCUGCAGCUUUGCUUUGCGGCGUCUGAAUGUGGGUAAAAAAAAUUUGUCAAAUCAUAUUUCUUUUGCUGUGGGGAAUCAAUGUGUCCAACAUUUCAUUGUUUCUGCAGUAAUUCAGAAUUGUGCACUCAUGUCUGUACCUUUUGAAAUGCUGGAUAGCAAUGCAACUGUGAUUCCUCUUUGUCUACUAGCAUUUAUAUAUGAAAAGAUCUGGAUUACGUUUGGAAAUGUAUGUCUCAAGUAUAUUAACACUAGGCUUAACAGCUAACUGCUCAUUUUUUAUGCAGUCUUUUGCUGGCCACAAACAUUGAUCUUAAUGGGUACCCAGAUACGUGUUACAUUUUAUUGAGGGGACUCGUCGUGAUAAACUCCUGACUGUGGAACAUUCAUACUGCAGAGCACGUGGAAGAUCUGCUAGCAUUUCAGACUGUAAAUUGCUUUUAACUGUUUACCACCUAGUUGGUAAUGGUUUUACAUCUGCUUGCAUUCUUGUCGAUACUUUUGCAUAACCUUUGCUUGAUCAUCAGCCGUUGCAGAUGACAUCUUCCGUUAAGCUUACUCAGCUUACAAUAUUUGAGAGAUACCAUAGAAAAUGAUAUAUUACAGAGUAUAUUUUGCAGCCUCCCUGCGUUAGGUGGUUUAUCGCAGGAUUGUGACAUGGAAAGGGGGAAACGGUUGCUUUUUUUGCGGAGUGUCUGAGUAAUAAAUAUAUUGAACUCGCACAUUUGCUGUGUUUUAUGAGCAAGUGUAGCAUUCAGAAGCUGUACUGCAGAGAUGAAUUUAUUAUAAUCAAGUUUGCUCAAUUGUGUACCUGCUUGUCUUGACUUUUUUUUUUUUUUUUUUCGAGUGCAGUGUCUUCACAACGUGAAUCUGACUGAGCUUGUGUUCUCUUCUGGUAUUACAGUAAGAGUGUGUAACACACCCAGAGAUCUUAGGUUUGCUUGUUGAAAUAAACUACAAGCUUGUGCA